AUGGGUUCUGAGAUGGUUGAGAGGGAGGUCAGGCGGCUCGCCGCCCGUGGCGGUGGAGGAAGCCUGCCGGCGUGCAGAUAUGCGGCGGGGAAGAGGGAUGAACGAUUUCAUUUUCCGCUUCACCUUCUAGCCUCUAGGGUUAUUGUCGCAAUCUUUAUAUGCUCCCAUUUGGAGAAACAGAAGAAAUCUUGGCGAAUUCUCCAACAAUUUCGGAUAGAAAUCGCCACUGUAUCACCGGCUGUGCUUCAAUUCAGAUCCACGGCCGCAAUUGAUGGGGCGCCCUGCAUGUUGUUGAGAAAAGCCGGUUGA
This is a messenger RNA of Striga asiatica, 309 nucleotides long. The record is from the annotation of a GenBank genome assembly. NCBI's taxonomy places the organism in Eukaryota, Viridiplantae, Streptophyta, Magnoliopsida, Lamiales, Orobanchaceae.